UAAAGACUUUUAUUGACUUUGUCACCUUGAGAAACCGCCUUUGGAAUCUCUGACUCUCAGCCAAUCGUACCAGUCUCUAUUAUCUUUGUAACUUUUUCUGAUUUGUUCAUUUUUAUGGUUUUUGACUUUUUUCUCGAUCAAAAAAUGUGGGCUAAGUAAAAAACAUUAUAAAGACUAUCACUGUCUUUCAUUAUUAUCAGCUCCUAUCUAGGGUUAUAUAUAUUUUAGCCCACCUCGGACUCAUUAGGUUUUUCAAUUUUUUGUUCAAAGCUAGGAUCUUUCUUCGACUCUCAUCCUGUUUUUUCAACCCCUAUAACCUUAAUUGCAUCGAAUUAUUUGAUUAGGCUCAUGAUUUGAAUCAUGGGUAUAGUUCGUUUGGUUUAAGGUUGUCUUGGUAACCGGGUUUUUGAUUGAUUUCUUGGUUUAGACGUCUAGUUGUGGAAAAUGGUAUUUGGGUAUUCCUUAGUGGAUUGAUUGUGGUGAUUUGUAUCUGUUCAGAACUGAAAUUUGCCAUCCGGGUAUUUGCUAAUUGACAUCAAAAAGGAAAAUUGGGCUCAAAAUUUCAUCUGGGUCAAGUUCAAAAAUCAUAAAUUGGGAACCUUUUGACUAGAUUUAGCAUCUCUAAAGUGGUGAUUUGUUAACAAUUUCGAUAUGGUAAUGGACGACGGAGAGCUUGAUUUCUCGAACAAUCAAGAUGUGUUGGACAUGGGGGAGCUUCCAAGCAGUUGCUCGAUGGAUAGUUUCUUCGAUGAUUUACUUAAGGAAACUCAUGCUUGCACUCACACUCACACUUGCAAUCCACCAGGACCUGAUUUUUCUCAGCAUACGCAUACUUGUUUUCAUGUGCACACUAAAAUUUUGCCUUCUCAAAGUGAGGAAAAGGUUGCUUCAGAUGAUACCGCAGAGUCCACUGAAAAGAAAGGGAAGAAACGUCCGUUAGGAAACCGGGAAGCAGUUCGCAAGUACCGUGAGAAGAAGAAGGCCCGAACUGCGUCGCUGGAGGAUGAAGUUGUAAGAUUGAGAGCAUUGAAUCAGCAAUUGAUGAAGAAGUUGCAGGGUCAAUCUGCAUUGGAAGCAGAGAUUGCAAGGCUGAAGUGUUUGCUUGUGGACAUUCGGGGAAGGAUUGAAGGCGAGAUUGGAUCAUUUCCUUAUCAAAAACCAGUCAAUCCAAACUUGCCUAGUUCAAACAUGCCCAACGCAUAUGUGAUGAACCCCUGUAACGUGCAAUGUGAUGAACAAGUCUAUUGUCUUCAUCCAGGUGUGGAUGGCAAUAGUGGAGAAGGUGUUUCAUUCAACGGGCAAGGCUAUAGUGGUUGUGAAUUUGAGAAUCUUCAGUGUUUAGUGAAUCAGAAUCCGGUAUCCAAGGAGCUUCCUGAUUCUGGUGUUGGAAAUGUGGCAUCCGAUGUCAAUUCCUCUGGUACAAAUAAGAGGAAAGGAGGGGCUCGCAAAGCAACAGCAAAUUGAAGGGCUGAUUAGUUGGCAAUGUCUUUAUGCUCAGGGGUACAUAUAGUGUUCCAAUAAGUAUUUUUGUUGAACUGCAGCAGCAACUCUCCUCAGAAAUUAGGGAGAUGGGAUGCCUUUCAUCUUUCAAUACUAUGAGCUGUGAACAGAAUGCCAGAUUUCCAUCGAAGAAAGCAUUGUCUUCUAACUGAAGUUUUGAAAAGGUGUUAAUGUCGUCCAUGAGUUGUGACAAACUAUUGGGUAAAUUGCUCAGUGUGCUGUCUUUAAUUGAUGCAACUGGCCACUGCAACUACCAACCAAUGGGACUCUCUUUCACAUCAUUAGGGUGAGAAAUGAAGAUGGCAAGGACGAUAUAUACGGGCUCAUCGCCUUUUGAUGGUCAUCUCCUUAAAUGAAGAGCCCGUUUGGUAAUGUUGUUUUGGUAACAUUGUUUAAGUGUUGUGAGAAUACGUGUAGGUGAAAAAGUAUUGUAGAAAUACGUGUUGUUUAAACAACACAACCAAACAAGCCCGAAAUAUCUUUUAGGUUGCAAACUUUUUGAACAGAUCCUGAAUUCAUUUGGCAAAUUUCAGCUUGGUUUUUCUAUAGUCA
This is a messenger RNA of Quercus lobata, 2052 nucleotides long. RefSeq names its product basic leucine zipper 23-like. The record is from RefSeq and is a predicted model, not a curated record. Gene Ontology annotation, biological process: DNA-templated transcription; regulation of transcription by RNA polymerase II. The transcript is spliced from 5 exons. Gene Ontology annotation, molecular function: RNA polymerase II cis-regulatory region sequence-specific DNA binding; DNA-binding transcription factor activity, RNA polymerase II-specific. The coding region runs from base 652 to 1464 and encodes 270 amino acids. NCBI's taxonomy places the organism in Eukaryota, Viridiplantae, Streptophyta, Magnoliopsida, Fagales, Fagaceae.